GGACUCGUCGCUCGUCGUCCACACCCUCCUCCUCGUCGUCGUCGUCGUCGCCCACACCAUCCCCGUCACCACCACGGUCGUUCCCCACCCAAAGGGUACGAGCUCUUUUGCUUUGCUCUCCCACCUGGAUGAUGCGAGCAACCUUCCACAUUCUUCAGAAUAUUAUCCUCCGCUCUUCCUACGCCUUCUUUGCUCCCUCUACUCCAGCUUGUUCCCCUUAGACUCAUCCAAUUCACUUAUUUUAUCUUCAUAUUCCUCUACAAUGGCUGCUCUUCCUUCUCAGAACUCUCCCUGGCCUGCACAGACUCCUUCCCCGCCAACAUCGCCCUCCAGAUCAAAAAGAAAGAGACAACAUGACCUGCGCUCUCCCCGUCAAUCCACAGUAGCCGCUAGACAGAUAUCAGAAGACCCCCAAUACGUCGCUGCACAGACUCAGUGUGAGACUUAUUCUGGUAACAACAUCGUCUCUUGUUUCCCGUCAAACGGUACUGUUGUACUCCAGCAUCAGUAUGCCGGCUUCGUUUGGAACAGUCGUCGUCCUCAAAUCACGCAGACAAACCAAGUCAACUUGUACCUUUAUGAUGCUGAUUCUCUUUCACAACUAUUUGCGUGGUAUAACAAGUCUAAUCCUCUCAACGGCACCCCUGGUACCUUCACUACCCUCGUCAAUGACACCUGGUUUGGCGAAAAAGGCGCUUCUUGGGCCCCAGGCCAGAAUAUGUCAUACCAAUAUUUCUGGAUACUGACCAGCGCAGAGGAAGGACUAGAUGGCUCUCAGACGACACAGCCAACUUUCACUGCUCUACAAACCACCUAUCUAGACUCGGUCGCUUCCUCAAUAUCAUCAGCGUCCGUUGCUUCCGCCUCCUCAGCUUCACUUUCAUCUGUCCCCACCUCUGUCACUACAUCAGGUUCAGCCGAAACUUCCAUCAGCUCUCCUGGGAGCGUCCAAUCUCAAGGCGACAAAACAGCAAUUCCGCAUUGGGCAAUCGCUGUCAUAGUCGUGCUAGGCUUCCUUGCCAUAGUAGCUGGAGGGGUGAUGACAUGGCUCAUCAUGCGUAGAUUACGCAGACGUAGUGCGUCUUCAAAUCGGGGAUCCAUGGGGUCAUCGUCUCCCAUGAUGGCGAACGUCCAGAACUCCAACUCGCCUCAAUUACCGCUUCUGGGUGGUAUGGGCGCAGUCGGUGCAGGAGACCACGCCACGUCUGACCAGCAUCACGCACCAUCAGUCGUAUCACCUGAUGGCGCAUCCACGAUCUCGCGUGCAAAUUCUGCUGGUGACUCAGGCCCAUUUUCUGGUGCCGAUGCUGCGAUUAUGGCGGAUGCUUUCAGGAAGGCACUCCGAAAACCCGAUUUCGCGGGUGCCCCUGUAGAUGAAGGGGAUGGGUCGGACCCGCAGGAUGGUCGGAAGGACAAUGAACUAUUGAGCAGAGAGCUGGCAGAAGAAGGUAGAGAUAUACGGAGUGUCAGCUCGUCGAGAGGGGUUAGAGUGGAAACCCUAAGUGAUGCUGGUGAUACAGUGCAGGACCACUAGCCCCAGGUUUCAUCGUACGCGUUUUGUUUUCUACAUUAUUCGUGAUUUGGUUCUCAUUGGUGGUUGUAUAUCUUCUCGGAUACCUUUUUUUUUUUUACCUUCUAGUCGUAUUCUGAUGUGGCAUCGAUAUGCGAUGUGUAGUUGCGUUUCCCCCUUCGUUGUCGCUUCUGACGAUUUACCUCUUAUACGCCUUAUACUUUUGCGGCCUGUUCACUUUAUUACACGGCUGGUUUCUUACCUUUUGUCAUGGCACUUGGUAGUUCCUAGCAGUGGCCGUUUUGCUUUCUUACUUGGACUCUCGUAUUCCCCCUAGUUGAAAUCACUCAAAUAACCUGUCUACGUGUUCUCGCUCAUCGUGGGUCUUUUCGCUCUUUAUGCCCCAUCCCACUUGUCAAAUAUUCCUCGGACUCUGAUUCCCACUCCUACCCUCAUUUCCGUUUCCCAUGCCCCCCCCAUCUUUUUCAUCUGCGCAUGGCCGUAUCCCAAACUUUGCAUGUGCCUCACACCCACCGGUGCCGUUCUCACUGCGAUUCCACGCUCCUUUUUUUACCUAUGGUUUCAUGCUGCUAGACGACUUAUGUUUUUUGGGGGGCGGGGGGAAGAAAGGAAAAACGAGCACUUUUGUAACAGGUUGCUUGAGAUACCAUAGUACGACGCCUCUUUUUUUUUUCUUUUAAUAAUAUGAUGAUGAAGCAACAACA
Molecule: messenger RNA, 2235 nt
Organism: Serpula lacrymans var. lacrymans S7.9
Lineage: Eukaryota; Fungi; Basidiomycota; Agaricomycetes; Boletales; Serpulaceae
Exons: 4
Coding region: 263-1534 (423 amino acids)
Source: RefSeq, a predicted model, not a curated record